GGCGCUGUGGCCUAGGGGCGGGGGAAGCGGAGCAUACCUUGUGUUCUGUCCCCGUAACCUCCCGCGAUUCCUCGGGCGGCGGCCUGGCUGUGGAGGCAUCGUUGGGCCUGCUCGUCCGGGGCCGCCUGCAGCCCCGCGGGUGCCCGGGAGAGCGCGAGGAGUGCCUGCUCGGUGCCGGGUCACUGCCCGUGCCCAAGCCAGCGCUGCUGCGGGAUGGCUGGACCGAGCGGGACAGGUUAGCACCAAGAGAUGUCAACUCCCCCUCUCUCAGGGGCAGGCAUGCCGCCUGGUGCUUUCUCAGGGACACAGGCUCAAGCAGCUCGGGAGGUAAACACAGCUUCUCUCUGCCGAAUUGGCCAAGAAACUGUGCAGGACAUUGUAUUUCGAACCAUGGAAAUCUUCCAGUUACUGAGGAACAUGCAGUUACCAAAUGGUGUUACUUACCAUACUGGAACGUACCAAGACAGACUGGGAAAGCUACAAGAACAUCUCCGUCAGCUAUCAAUACUCUUCAGAAAACUGAGAUUAGUCUAUGACAAAUGCAAUGAAAACUGUGCUGGCCUCGAUCCUGUUCCCAUAGAACAACUUAUUCCAUACGUUGAAGAGGAUGGCUCCAAGCACGACGAUCGUAGCGCUGCAAGUCAGCUUCGUUUUGCUAGUGAAGAGAGAAGGGAAAUUAUGGAAGUAAACAAGCUAUACAAGUACCACCACUUUGAAGUUCAAAUCCUAAUACAUUAUAGAAAGGAAAUACUUUGGGUUUUAUUACUAGAAAUAAAGAAAAUGUUACUUUUUGCCAAGAAAAAUAACUAGGAUCUGGUUAAUUGG
Pogoniulus pusillus (Red-fronted tinkerbird) is the source of this 825-nucleotide messenger RNA. RefSeq names its product mediator complex subunit 30 (gene MED30). Gene Ontology annotation, cellular component: mediator complex. NCBI's taxonomy places the organism in Eukaryota, Metazoa, Chordata, Aves, Piciformes, Lybiidae. The transcript is spliced from 5 exons. Gene Ontology annotation, molecular function: transcription coregulator activity. The coding region runs from base 250 to 810 and encodes 186 amino acids. Gene Ontology annotation, biological process: positive regulation of DNA-templated transcription. The record is from RefSeq and is a predicted model, not a curated record.